AUGUCGACUAUUUCAACCCCAUCCAUGGACUUUCGAUCAUUCGUCCAAGCCCUCAGAGACGAUGGCGACUUGGUCGAUAUCAAUGAAGAAUGCGACCCAAACCUCGAAGUCGGUGCUAUCAUUCGGAAAGUGGUAGAAAACGAUGAAAAGGCGCCUUUGUUCAACAAGCUGAAGGGUCAAAAUGAGAACGGGCUCUGGCGUAUUCUCGGCGCGCCAAACUCAUUGAGAUCGGAUCCCAAGCAGAGAUUUGGUCGAUUGGCUCGACAUCUAGGCCUGAAGCCCACAGUCUCAAUGAGGGACAUACUGAAUAAGAUGAUUGCUGCGAAAACAGCUACUCCUAUCCCUCCCCAGAUCGUCGAAACUGGUCCAUGCAAGGAGUUUCAGCUUACUCCAGAUCAUUUUGACUUGAAUGAACUGCCAUCUCCAUUCUUGCACAAAGCAGAUGGUGGUAAAUACAUCCAAACCUACGGCAUGCAUAUUGUUCAGUCUCCAGAUGGAAAGUGGACCAACUGGUCGAUUGCUCGUGCUAUGGUACACGGGAAAAAUGAAUUGGGCGGUCUUGUAAUCGAACCUCAGCAUAUUUGGCAAAUACACCAAAUGUGGAAGAAGGUCGGGAAGGAUAUGCCAUGGGCAUUGGCCUUUGGUGUGCCCCCAGCUGCUAUCAUGGCUGCAAGCAUGCCUCUACCAACGGGUCUCUCGGAAGCUGAAUAUGUUGGUUCACUUGUCGGUGCGCCGUUACAGGUUGUGAAGUGCGAAACGAACAACCUUUAUGUCCCCGCCAACGCUGAGAUUGUUUUCGAGGGAACUUGCUCAAUCACAGAGAGGGUGCCAGAAGGGCCCUUCGGCGAAAUGCAUGGCUACGUUUUCCCUGGAGACACUCACCCGUGGCCCAAAUAUGAUGUUGAAUUGAUCACACACCGUAAAGACGCCAUUCUGCCAGUCUCAAACUGCGGAAGACUGACUGACGAGACUCACACUAUGAUCGGUCCCCUUGCGGCAGCUGAGAUUGGGUUCCUCCUGAAAUCGAAGGGGCUGCCCAUCAAGGAAGCAUUUUCUCCAUUUGAGUCACAGGUUACAUGGGUCGUUUUGCAAGUUGAUACGGAGAAACUUCGCGCAAUGAAAACCACGCCAAAGGAGUUCUGUAACCAGAUUGGUGAAAUCGUUUUCAAGGACAAGGUUGGGUAUACAAUCCACCGACUCGUCGUUGUUGGUGAUGACAUUGAUGUCUAUGACUUCAAGGAUGUAAUCUGGGCAUUCAGCACACGCUGUCGUCCGGGUAUCGAUGAAUACCUUUUCGAGGACGUGGCUGGCUUCCCGCUGAUUCCCUAUAUGUCUCAUGGUAACGGGCCUCGAGAUAAAGGAGGAAAGGUUGUGUCGGACGCAUUGCUGCCUAUUGAAUACACGGCGGGGCGAAAUUGGGAGGCGGCUGAUUUUAAAAACUCUUUCCCUCCAGAGAUCCAAGAUAAGGUGCUUGCAAGGUGGGAAGCCCUUGGAUAUACAUCUUAG
This is a messenger RNA of Truncatella angustata, 1506 nucleotides long. Its product is annotated as UbiD decarboxylyase family. Gene Ontology annotation, cellular component: cytoplasm. The coding region runs from base 1 to 1506 and encodes 501 amino acids. Gene Ontology annotation, molecular function: carboxy-lyase activity. The record is from RefSeq and is a predicted model, not a curated record. Lineage: Eukaryota; Fungi; Ascomycota; Sordariomycetes; Amphisphaeriales; Sporocadaceae. The transcript has 3 exons. Gene Ontology annotation, biological process: ferulate metabolic process; cinnamic acid catabolic process.